Molecule: messenger RNA, 7725 nt
Organism: Bombus huntii
Lineage: Eukaryota; Metazoa; Arthropoda; Insecta; Hymenoptera; Apidae
Gene: Meltrin
Exons: 13
Coding region: 180-5111 (1643 amino acids)
Biological process (GO): membrane protein ectodomain proteolysis
Molecular function (GO): metalloendopeptidase activity
Source: RefSeq, a predicted model, not a curated record
CGAAGCUCCGUCAGAGGUGUCGCAACAGUCCAAACCGACGGAGCAGUCGGGUUGGGUGGCCAGUACGGUGUGGUGUGUGCGUCACGAAAGCAGAUAGAGCACGGAACGCAAAAACGUGAUUACCGGUUGUCAUGACGUUCGCGUAAGCAUUGUGCAUUGUGAUUCGCUGCCCAAGAAACAUGUUGAGUGAUAUCUGGUGCUCGAAUUCGCUAUGUACCGUCAGUGGUGCGACGGUGCAGUGCAAAUUAGUGCUGGUUUUGGUACUACUCGCGAUUCUACCUGAUGUAUACACCGAGAGCCAUGGACCGUCCCCAGAUUUCAGCAGGCACACGCUGGUUAGACCGCGAGUCUAUCACGGCAGGACCAGGCGGCACAUCUCCUCGACCAAAGAGAACGAUAUCGAACACGCUGACGUGCUGACUGUGGCUUUCGAGCUAGACGGUGUGCAACGUGUCCUAGACCUGAGAUUGAACACCGAUCUAGUACCGGUUGGAUAUCAGCAGCGUCAUCAGCAUCGAGGCACGUACGUGGUGCACACACCCUCGAAAGUGGAACUAUGCCACUAUCAAGGUAGCGUUCGUGACGUUCCUGGUUCUUGGGUAGCGGUGUCUACGUGCAGAGGGCUGCGUGGUGUCGUUUUCGAUGGCGAGAACCUGCAUCACAUCCACCCGGAACAAGAAUCCUUGGACUCGCAGCAUUACGUCUACAAGCACAGCGAUCUGGUUGCCAAUCAUACUUGUGGUUACGAAGGAACGCCGCACCAUGUUCUCGGCUAUGAACACCGCGGGAUCGUCAACAGAGCCACGAGGCACAAGAGAGCGGCUGAAGCGAUUCGAGGACCCUACAACGCUAACAGGCAUUCCCGAUACGUAGAGUUGGUCCUCGUAAUCGAUAAAAAGGAAUACAUCGCUCUCGACGAGAACGUGGACAAAGUUUAUCAACAUUGCAAGGAUAUCGCGAACAUUAUCAAUGCAUUGUACAUGCCACUGAACAUAUUCAUCGCGUUAGUCGGGGUGCAAGUUUGGUCCGACGCGGAUGAAAUAACGCUGUCUCCAAACGGGGACACCACCCUCUCGAAUUUCCUUCGGUACAGAAGGGAGAAGCUGGUGCAGGACAUGCCGAACGAUAACGCCCAGCUGUUGACCCGAAUCACUUUCGAGGGAGGCGUGGUUGGAAAAGCGCUUAAGGGACCAAUAUGUACGUACGAAUUCUCCGGUGGUGUCUCGAUGGAUCACUCGAACGUCGUGGGAUUAGUAGCAGCUACCGUCGCUCAUGAAAUGGGUCACAAUUUCGGUAUGGAACACGACUCGGCUGAUUGCGAGUGUCCCGAAGAAAAAUGCAUCAUGGCAUCGUCGAGCGGCUCGUCGGGACCAACGCACUGGUCCACUUGUUCUCUGGAGCAUCUGGCUCUGGCGUUCGAGCACGGAAUGGAUUAUUGUUUGAGGAACAAACCGCAGAAGCUGUUCGAUAGCCCGAUUUGUGGUAACGGGUUCGUGGAACCCGGGGAACAGUGCGACUGUGGCCUGAAAGAGAACUGCGACAAUCCCUGUUGCAACGUGACCACCUGCAUGUUGCAUAGUAAUGCGAGCUGCGCCACCGGCGAAUGUUGCGAUUUAAAAACUUGCAGACCGAAAUCAGCGGGCACCGAAUGCAGAAGCGCCGAGCACGAAUGCGAUUUGCCGGAAUAUUGCACCGGCCAGAGCGAAUAUUGUCCCGUGGACGUGUUUAAGAUGGACGGUGAACCAUGCAGCAUGGGAAAAGCGUUCUGCUACCAGGGCUCUUGCAGAACUCAUAAUGACCAAUGUAAGCUGCUAUGGGGACCUACUGGAACCUCUUCCGACGCACAGUGCUAUGACAUGAACAAUAAAGGCACGAAGCAUGGCAAUUGUGGCUACAAUCGAAUCGAGUCUAGCUACGUCAAGUGUACCGACGAAAAUCUUUUGUGUGGAAUGCUACAUUGUAAGCACCUGAACGAAAGACUAGAAUUCGGUAUGGAAUCCGUGGCGAUUCUCAGCCAUUCGUUUAUCAACACCGGAGGGAAGAUCAUACCCUGUCGUUCGGCUAUUGUGGACCUAGGAUUGAAUCAGGUGGAUCCUGGUCUCUCUCCAGAUGGCGCAAAAUGUGCACCUGGAAAGAUGUGCGUGAAUCAGAAAUGUAUGCCGGUAGCCGAUUUGCGUGCUUCCGUAUCCGGAGGGAAAGCAUGUCCUAAUAAUUGCGGAGGCAACGGAGUGUGCAACAGUCUCGGCCAUUGUCAUUGCAAUCGUGGCUUCCGGCCACCUGAUUGCACUCAACCUGGCGUGGGCGGCUCCGAGGACAGCGGUCCGGCGGAGGAUCCGAACGCGAGAAACGACUUCAUAAUGGCCCUGUACAUUAUCUUUUUGGGGAUCGUACCGAUGGUCGCUCUGUCCUCGUUCGGUAUUUGGUACGUGAGAAAUCCUGGCCAGCAUUGGAAGAAGAGCAUGAUGUCAACGACCGAUCGUGGCCACAACGGACUGUCCAUCAAAACGAUCGAUCGUUCCAGUCCCUUGCCUCGUAACAUCGAAACGAUCGAUUCUAGUCUCAGUCAGGAUCCAGCGUGCGCGAGUUUGUUGCCGAAAGCUGAUACCGACGAGCGUUACAACAAUAAUUUGUUCGGCCAGUUCAAAGGUUUCACGAUCACGCCGAUAAAAAAUCAACCGAAGAGCCCCGAGCCGACUAAGCCAGCACCUCCUCCGCCCACGAUUCCAACUGUAGCUAUUAAGACUAACAUCAAGACAGUUCCCAAGUGCAAUCCAGCGCGCAGUUCGCUGCUCAGUUCCACAACCAGUUUCAACGAGGUGCAGUCAACCGCGCCAAUUCUGCCUCCACUGAAUCCAGGAUGUACAGCUCGUCCUUUGAUCAGCAGCCCGGUAUUGGCUGCGACUACGUGCACAUCGGUGGAGCUAGUGGCUCCUAAAAUUUCUAACAAGUCUACUAUAGACGGUCCAACGAGACCAGCGCCGGCUCCGCCGAUCUCCGCUGACGUUCAAAAGCCACAGAGACCAAGCAGUACACCUUUGACCAACUUACUGGUGCCGGAGGCUGAAAAGAAGCCAGAGAAGGGCAGCACUUUAAAUAGAAUCGCCUCGAUGCUUCGACCCAAUUCUGGGAUCAUGAAAGGUAGCCUGCAGAUGUCACAGAAGGACGAGAAGACAACGAAUUCUCUGCCCAGAAUACACCAUCAUAAAGCGAACAAAGUGAUAGAUAAAGAAAUUUUGAGAAACUUGGAGAUUUCCAAUCCCAUCCCUCAGAAAGAGAUCGAAAUUCCUACACCAGCGAUUCCUGUGAUCCCCGCGGCCGAUGCAGAGAAAAAGAACGUCGUGUUGCGCGCCCAGUCCAUGAGAGACAGCAAGAUCACUCCGAGACCUGCGAUUCAGACGUUCGGAUCGAUGCGACAGACGACACCGGUUAAAAGACCCACCAGCAUCCCUGCGAGCACAAGGCCUACGGCUCCUCCACCGGGACCUCCUAUUCCUACAACGAUGGACAAAAUGAACGAAAGUGGGAAGAUCCCUGGACUGCCUGGAUAUCAGACACCGCAAGUGAAGAACCCGCAGAAGGUCGUGGACAACGCGUACGACGAUUGCAUGAACCUCGUCAGCGAGUCGUCGCUGACCAAAAUAACAGAAGAGUCACCCACCAACGACAAUAUAUACGCGGUCAUAGAGGAGACUCUGCCCGAGAAGAGCAGGAAGAACAUGGAAUCGGAGAAGCAGAUCGACAACGAAUACAAAUUACCGAAACGCGUCGAUCCCACGGCCAAUUCCGGCGGAUUGGAAACGAUGGGCCUGUUAUCGGAGAUCGUGUCGGAGAUAUCGAACAGAAACUUUGAUUCCAUAUAUUCCACCGCUACUUUAGCCAGAAAAGCGCAAGAGAACGAGGCUGCGUCGAAAAAUACCGAGGACUUGGGUUACAACAAUUCUCUUGGCACUUACAUGAACUCGAGUCACUACAAAUCGCCGGGCAGCAUUUAUUCCAAUUCCGCGUCUGGAAAAUUUAACUCGUCCAGUUCCACGACGAGCUCGGGUUACCUGAAUCCAUCAGCGUUGAACGUGCCGCAACAGGAGCCCGAGAAAAUUGCCGACGCCAACAAGUCCAACAAAGGGAAACUGUUGUCGCUGAAUCUAGCGAAUCCGAAUCUAAACGACGAGAUAUCGAAGGAACUGGGAAUGAAAAGCACGGCAGAGGACGCGGGGCCUCGAAAACCGAUCACGUCGAUGAAGAGUCGACCGACUCAACGAACUGUUACUCACUCGAAAAGCGACGAAGGGACAAACGACAGCAAAGAGCCGUUGAAACCGCCUCUUGGAAGAACGAAGACUCCGCCGAACAUCGCGAAAGGUUCGAUCACGAAGGACGCGAACUCCGGCGCCAGACAAGCUCUGGACACCGCGUCCAAGUCUAAACAGUAUUCUGACAGUAGUUUAAAGAAGCAAGGUUCGAAUGCGAGCGUGGACUCAACCGGGCAAAAUUCGGAUACGAAGGGUGGCAAUGCGAAUCAGCCAAACGGUAGCCUAGAGAAGCAGGAUUCUCACACGAACGUUAAUAGAUUAUCUCUGAAAACUGUGCCUUGUAGUCCUAAAGAUAACGGGGGAAAGUUUAACAGUCCGGACUUAGUGUCGAGCUGUUCAAAUUCUAAUCAAAUCAGUACAAAGUCGCCGGACGUUGUUGGAAACAAUGCAAAGCUUAACUUUCAGUCGAAAAACGUUCAGAAAACGCCGACAUUGUCACGAGGCAGUACUACGAAAGCACCCGCCACCCCGAUUAAGCCAUUGAACAUUGCGUCCAAAGGAACUAGUCUCGCGGAGAAAAAGAAGUCUCCAACUGGUAACACGAGCGUGACUAAAUCGUUAUCCGCUAAGGAAUCGGCUACUAAAAGCGCGCAAUCGAAGCCGAGUCAAAAGACGGAGACGAAAGAUUCAGGGGCGAAGACGAACCCGGUGCAAAGAGCAGCGAGCAGUAAAUCGAAUGUGGCCUCCCUUCAACAGAAGUUCGAGGCAAAUAAGAACGUUAACGCGCCAAGAACGAUACCCAAUGUACAUAAAACACAACGUACAGUCGGCAAGACUGAAACUUCGGGUGUUAAGAAAUAAGCGAUCAGCGCACACUUGCACAGUAAUAUACCGACUAAUAAUAUUAGUAAAUUGACAAGUCACACGUUAUAGGAUGUAAACUUAUCUUGUAUCGUUUUAUAAUUCUCCGUCGAAUAAGAUAAUCAGAUAUUUUGCAAUUGAAGACUACAGAGAACAAACAUGAUAAAUCUAUAGGAAAUCUGUAUGUUAUCACGACUAAUCCUAUAUUACCUAAACUGUCUUUUUUCAUUUAGAGAUUGUAUGUGUCGAUUCUGGAAUACGUUAAAAAUAUUAUUUGUCAUUACAUUAGUUAUCCGAUUGAUUUUGUACAAAACUUGUUGGUUUUUUUUCGCUACCUUUAAGAGACAAUAUGUAAUGAUAUAUGGUCUUUCUGAGUCGUGUUAAAAUACCACCAAGUGAUGUCAUAACAGGCUUAUCAUGUUUUCCCGUGUGAUCUUUGACUUGUCAGAUUUAUUUGGAAAAUGUCAUUCGUUCCAUUAGCAACUUGUUAAUAUUAUUCAAACGUAUUUAUUGGUAGUGGCAACUUGUAACUUGUAGCUUGUAAAAUUUCACUAAUGGUUUAAUUGUGCAAGACAGCUCGGAUGGACGAAUAGGUGGCCAAUCAUCAAAAAGAAGUAUGUAGGAUUUAUUUAAAACAUUCUAGUCUAUCGAUCAUUGGAUGAAAACUUAUGAAUACUUCUGUUCAAAUAUUUCUACGAUAUUAUCUUAUUUAAAUGACCAGCCACGAAGAAGUGGAGUCGUAAUAGUACAAUGAUCAACUGUUCGUUCGGGAAACCGAAUGAAAGAAUUGGUUGAUCGAAAGCCACGCUAACUUGUAUUUACUGUCAGAAUACUGAAAUUAGGUUGUACCGACCGCGAGACGCGAGACGCGCGACGCAAUAUUACCGCUGUAAAUAGUAGUUACUUAAAAAUUCUAAUAUUUUUUGUAGAAAUUAUCCAUUAUAUCGUAAUAUUCGGAUGUACGCGAAACAUUAACGAUCGUCGAGGAUAUUUAUCUUAAGAGCAUUUUGUAAAACGAAAUGAACAGAAUAAGCAACAAUUAUUUUCAAAAGUUUCGCUCGAUGCCGCAAAAGGAACGCGUAAGAAAUUAUAUUGAACUCUGUGAUAUACAUGUAACGAGAGGUAAUACAGAAACAUCGUAUCGUACAUUAUUAUAAGUAGCAGAUUAUAGAUGCGACCAAAUCUAUCAUUUUAUAAUAUCGUCUCACGCGAAGAGAAAGAAAACAUUGUGAAACUUCGAGAAUAUAAGAAAUUUUCAAGAGGACAAAGAUUAGUUUCGAAAGGAAAACCAUAUCCAAGAAAGAUAAAAAAAAAAAAGAAAAAAGAAAAAGAAGAAGAAACUCUAUGGAACAGUAGCUCUUUCCAAAGACUAACUAAGCGUCGUCGUCGUUAAAGUCCGUUUUCGCGAAUGCGAUCGUACCUUCGAGAUUCUAAUGCGAAUCAAAAUUUAGGCGCGAUUUAGCUAAGAGAGCUUAAACGGUAGUGUCUGCUAGGGUUUCAACGCCGUGUUCGAAAACGAGGCAGAAUUUCUUCUACGAUAAAAAAGUACAUUAGAGUACAAUGGUAGAGAUAUUUCGUUCAAUGCAUCACCGUCACUACGAUUGUUCUUUUACUUUCGCACGAAUUCUUUGCAUAUUCUAGUAAGAUACUAAGAAAUUCGGACGUUGCUGUUCGAUCGCUAAUUACUUAGCAUCGUUAAAUACGCAAAGACUAAGAGGAAAUAUUUAUUUGACUGAUCGAUGUAAAUAUGUUUAUAAUGUAAUAGAUAUAAGUAACAUUUUGUACAAUGUACCUUCGUGCUCGCUAAGUUAUAAUUCGCGAACUAUCUUUAAACGCAUACAUGCGACUUCAGCAUUUAGCUUCUUCACGGUGUCUCGUUCGAUCUGCUGUAAAGCGUAAAAACGUUCUCCUGUAUAAAGAAGAACCAAAAAAAAAAAAAAAAAAAAAAAAAAAUAAAACGACGGAAGAAAAGGUUUUAUUGAACGACAUGGUUGUAGCGUGUUUGUGCAUUUAUUAUUUCAACAAAGCUAUCUUUCGCUAUGUACGUUUCUCGUGUAUAAGGUUGUUCGCUUGUACGUCGCUUGCGAUGUUUUAAUUUAUACAGUUCCUAUGUACAGUCGCCUCGAUGUAUUAAUUAAAGCAUUUUAGGGACCGCAACUUAAGUUCAAUAAAGCUUUUCGAUGACUAUUAUUCGUUCGGGCAUCGUUUAUAGUCGUUUAUCGCUUCUCUUUUUCUUUCCACGCAAUGAUGUCGUAUGUAUGGAUCCAGUGUAAAGACAAUCAGACGUUUUGCACGGCAUACGACUGUAAAAUAGAAAAUAACGCCCCUCGACAGAAACUUGGCCAUAACUGAUAGAUAAGAUUAUCAUAUUUAGGCGUACGUUUCCUUUUUUUACAUACAACGUUUAGAUUUGUUAAACGAUAUUGUUUACUAAAGAUGACUUGCAGCUAGAGUUAACAAACAUCGUUGCAUUAUCCGUUUAAUACCAAAGAUAAGUUACGUUCCACGUGUUAAAGGGCCAAGAUGUACGUUUAUCGUAACUACUUAAACGUUGUCUCAUAACUUGUACAUUUCCUAAUGCAUAGUAACGUUACAAUAAAUUCUUUAUUCCAUG